AUGGACGACUGCAACUCAUUGACGUUUACUACUGCUAGCUCUUCCCCCUCCCCUUCCAACAUCGGGAAUGCCGGGGCUCUACCCUCAAUCUCUCAGGCUCAGUCCAGUUUGUCUCUUCAGCCUCAGGUAUCAUUAAGCGACGAUGAUGUGCUGAAAUCUCGACUCAUUCACCAUUACUCGACAGCUACAUAUCUCACCCUCUCUGUUAAACCUGAAUUUCAAUACAUAUGGCAAGUUGAGGUCCCUGGGAUAGCUUUCGAACACCGAUUCCUCCUGCCCAUGAUCAUGGCUGUGUCUGCCCUGCAUAUAUGCCGCAAAGGCUCGCCGGGAGUGCGUUACAUAGCAUACGGUUAUCAACAGUAUGAGGCAGCCUUGAAGGGCUCCUCAUUGGCUCUCUCAGAUAUCUCCCCAUCAAAUUGUCAUGCUCUUUAUGCUGUCUCGGCAAUUGGGUUUGUCUUCGAACUUGGCACGUCGUAUAACCAGGACAGUCUCUUAUACAGAGGGGCGGGUGUUCUUGCUCCCUGGAUUAUGCAUAUUCAAGGAGUUCGCACAAUCAUGCUGUCGACCUGGGCGCACAUCAAGGCGGGCGUUUUAGGGAUAAUGUUUGAUAGCGAGCCCUCGAGCAACGGGCCGCUAGAGCUCGAGUCAUGUGUGAAUGACUUUGUGGGUUAUAUUGAAACGAUGCCGCUUGCGCCAGAACAGAUUGCUGUCUACCGCAGUGCUGCAAAUGAAUUGAUUAAGUGGUCCAAAAUGCCUCAUUCUGGUUUCUUUGGAUGGGUAUGCUCAUUUGGAGAUGAGUAUGGGAGAUUGUUAGCGGGGAAAAACCCCUAUGCGUUGGUCAUCUUUGGUUACUCAUGUAUACUUCUGAGAACUGGAGGGCCCACAUAUUGGAUUAGUCGGUGGCCCGAAGGUUUGCUGCGGGAGGUAUACGGUUAUCUUAGUCCGUCCCUUCGGGGUUGGCUUAAGUGGCCGAUGGAGGAGCUAGGCAUGACCUGUCGUCAAGCUUUUCCUGCAGAAUAA
Molecule: messenger RNA, 1020 nt
Organism: Aspergillus pseudotamarii
Lineage: Eukaryota; Fungi; Ascomycota; Eurotiomycetes; Eurotiales; Aspergillaceae
Exons: 1
Coding region: 1-1020 (339 amino acids)
Biological process (GO): regulation of transcription by RNA polymerase II
Molecular function (GO): DNA-binding transcription activator activity, RNA polymerase II-specific
Source: RefSeq, a predicted model, not a curated record